This is a messenger RNA of Heterocephalus glaber (naked mole-rat), 1218 nucleotides long. The record is from RefSeq and is a predicted model, not a curated record. Lineage: Eukaryota; Metazoa; Chordata; Mammalia; Rodentia; Bathyergidae.
UGGAGGGCUGUGCAGGUCUGAGUCCCUCCGGGUCCCCGGGGCCGAGGCCGGGGUCCGGCGGGGGCCGUGGCCGUAGCCGGGGCAGUGACCCUUCCGUGUCAGGACCCUGCGGAGACCGUGCUGAGUCCUCUCGGACGGGACCUGCAGUCUGCGCGGGCGUUUGCGCUGGUCGGAUGUCGAGGGCCCGUGCAUCUAUGAUAUGUUUUAGAAAUAGCUCUUAAACUUUGGUUUGAAAGAAGAAUGUCUGUAAGUCCAUCUGUGCUUCUUAAAGAAAAUGAAGAAAAUAAUGCAAAAUUUGUGGAAACAAAACAUUCACAAACUACUCUCAUAGCUUCAGAAGAUCCUCUUCAGAACUUAUGCUUAGCAUCUCAAGAAAUUCUUCAAAAAGCUCAGCAAAGUGGGAGGUCAAAAUGUCUCCGGUGUGGCGGCUCAAGGAUGUUCUACUGCUAUACGUGCUAUGUCCCAGUGGAAAAUGUACCUGUUGGACAGAUUCCACUUGUGAAGCUGCCUCUGAAGAUUGACAUCAUUAAACAUCCAAAUGAAACAGAUGGCAAAAGCACUGCUAUCCAUGCAAAACUCUUAGCACCUGAAUUUGUAAACAUUUACACAUACCCUUGUAUUCCAGAAUAUGAAGAAAAGGAUCAUGAAAUUGCACUCGUUUUUCCUGGCCCUCAGUCUGUCUCAAUAAAAGAUAUUUCUUUUCAUCUGCAAAAAAGGAUUCAAACUAAAGGCAAAACUGAUGGCCCUGAGAGCCCAUCUUUUAAGCGAAAGAAAACUGAAGAACAGGAGAGUUGUGAUCUGAAUGAUAGCAAGUGCAAAGGCACAACCCUGAAAAAAGUGAUCUUUAUAGAUAGCACCUGGAACCAGACAAACAAGAUCGUCAAUGAUGAGCGGCUCCAGGGGUUGUUACAAGUUGAGUUGAAAACAAGAAAAACCUCGUUUUGGCGCCAUCAGGAAGGAAAGCCGGAUACUUUCCUCUCUACAAUUGAAGCCAUUUACUACUUUCUAGUAGACUACCAUGCCGACAUACUAAAGGAGACAUACAAAGGGCAAUAUGACAAUCUUUUGUUUUUCUAUUCAUUUAUGUACCAGUUAAUAAAAAAUGCCAAAUAUGCUGGAACUAAUCAAACAACCAAACCUACCCAUUAGUUGUUCACAAGCCACCUGUCACUGUAUUCUGCUAAAAUUAAUAAACUUAUGCUUGUGCUUUUGGUUUAU